Anarrhichthys ocellatus (wolf-eel) is the source of this 2876-nucleotide messenger RNA. It is a transcript of the gene smad3a, whose product is annotated as SMAD family member 3a. Gene Ontology annotation, molecular function: DNA-binding transcription factor activity, RNA polymerase II-specific; I-SMAD binding; RNA polymerase II cis-regulatory region sequence-specific DNA binding. Gene Ontology annotation, biological process: activin receptor signaling pathway; anatomical structure morphogenesis; transforming growth factor beta receptor signaling pathway. Gene Ontology annotation, cellular component: heteromeric SMAD protein complex. NCBI's taxonomy places the organism in Eukaryota, Metazoa, Chordata, Actinopteri, Perciformes, Anarhichadidae. The record is from RefSeq and is a predicted model, not a curated record. The transcript is spliced from 8 exons. Bases 454 to 1734 code for a protein of 426 amino acids.
GGACCCAGCACCGCGGAUGACUCUGAACUCAACAAAACUUUUGCUGGAUCGGAGGUUAGAGUAGAAAUAAAACACCAAUAAAGUACUUCCGCGUCAUCGUUUGGACCUUGUUCGAGUUUAAAGACGUAGUUCGCGUGUAACUCGUGUUGGGUGUAUUUAAAAACAGCUCCGGGUUGAAGCGGAGCAGAGGGAACUAGCUUUCCUGGCGGAGUAGCACUAAAUCUACAGCGCAACAGACUACCGGCGCACAGUUCACCGCUGAGCUCGGAGCCAGACAGAGUGCGCUACAACUGGAGGGUUUAACUCCGGGAUGCAUCGGUGUGGCGAUUAAUGAACAACAACAUUUUAUCUUUAGCCAAGCAACGCUUUCACCUCCGCUGAGUUGGACCGUUUUGAAGAGCGGUUGUUCGCCUGGACUUUCUCGACACUGGAAGGACUUAAACUGAACUCAAGAUGUCAAUUUUGCCUUUCACUCCCCCCAUUGUAAAAAGACUUUUGGGCUGGAAGAAGGGAGAGCAGAACGGCCAGGAGGAGAAAUGGUGCGAAAAGGCGGUGAAAAGUCUCGUAAAGAAGCUGAAGAAGACGGGACAACUGGACGAGCUGGAGAAAGCCAUCACCACCCAGAAUAUCAACACCAAAUGCAUCACCAUACCGAGGUCUCUGGAUGGCCGUCUGCAAGUCUCCCACAGAAAAGGUUUGCCUCACGUCAUCUACUGCCGUCUGUGGCGCUGGCCCGACCUGCAGUCCCACCAUGAGCUGCGGGCGGUGGAGCUGUGCGAGUACGCCUUCCACACGAAGAAGGAUGAAGUGUGUGUCAACCCGUACCACUACCAGAGAGUAGAGACGCCAGUACUCCCACCAGUGCUGGUGCCCAGACACACAGAAAUCCCCAGCGAGUUCCCACCUCUGGAUGACUACAGCCAUUCAAUCCCAGAAAACACCAACUUCCCUGCUGGCAUUGAGCCCCAGAGCAACUACAUACCAGAAACGCCACCACCCGGCUACCUCAGUGAGGAUGGAGAGACCAGCGAUCACCAGAUGACCCACAGCAUGGACACAAGCUCCCCAAACCUGUCGCCUAACCCCGUUUCACCAACACAUACCAACAACUUAGACCUUCAGCCAGUGACGUACUGCGAGCCGGCCUUCUGGUGCUCUAUUUCCUACUACGAGUUGAACCAGCGAGUAGGAGAGACCUUCCACGCCUCACAGCCCUCGCUGACAGUCGACGGCUUCACGGACCCCUCCAACUCCGAGCGCUUCUGUCUGGGCCUGUUGUCCAACGUCAACCGCAACGCCGCUGUGGAGUUAACACGCAGACAUAUUGGCCGUGGUGUGCGGCUGUAUUACAUCGGAGGAGAAGUGUUUGCCGAGUGUCUCAGCGACAGUGCCAUCUUUGUCCAGAGCCCCAACUGUAACCAACGCUACGGCUGGCACCCUGCCACCGUCUGCAAGAUCCCUCCAGGAUGUAACCUGAAGAUCUUCAAUAACCAGGAGUUUGCCGCCCUGCUGGCCCAGUCAGUCAACCAGGGGUUUGAGGCUGUCUACCAACUCACCAGGAUGUGCACCAUCCGAAUGAGCUUUGUCAAGGGCUGGGGGGCCGAGUACAGGCGACAGACGGUGACCAGCACCCCCUGCUGGAUCGAGCUGCACCUGAACGGCCCCCUGCAGUGGCUCGACAAGGUGCUCACACAGAUGGGCUCCCCCAGCAUCCGCUGCUCCAGCGUCUCUUAGGGGAAACCUUCACCCACCCACUUCCUGUCAGUGACUAAAAACACACAGACUGCAUGCAGGCACGGCUACACAAGUACGGAAACACGACGAGCCCCCCCGCUUCAUUCAGCCAAUCCUCAAUCUGUAACUUAGUCCUUCCUCCCCACCAGCUGUCAGUAGCACUUUUUAUAUACAUGUUGUUUGUGGCGAAAGGGGACAAGUGCAUUAAAGCAGUACCAUGUAAGUAUGAUCUCAACAUUUUGUCCAGAAUUAUUAUGAUGGCAAAGUAGUGCCAGAAAGGCUGAGGCAAUGGGAGGAGUUUGUUUUAUUUGUUUUCAAUUAAGAGAUUCUCAUUUCUUUCCUCUUGAUUCAAUUUCAUUUAUUUUUUAUGAUUUCUACGUUUUGUUUGUUUGUACAGAUGUUACAGUGAAUAUAAAAGAAAUGAACGUACUUUUUUUUUUUAAGCAUUAAUAAUAAUUUUGUAAAGCAUGUAUAAGAUCAUUUUAAAUGCAUUUCACUUGACUUUGUUUCUGUAUUUGGGCAUUUGAUUGGUUAUGAAGACAUUAACAAAUGUGACCCAGUGAGAUGGAUUGAAAAUGAAUAUUAUAAUAGGAAUGUUCAGCCACCAUUUGUAAACACUGUGUGAAGCAACAUACUUAACGCCUAGUACAAGCAUGUGGUUCUCAUACUGUCAUAUGUUACCCCGACAAGGCAAAAAGCACAGUGUUUAACUACAGAUUAGAGUUUCAGACAGGAACAAAUCAGUCAAGAUUCAAAUGAAGCCUACAGGAGUUACAACUCUUAAAACCCUUACGAGUACUUAAAGACUGGCAUUCAUCAAAUGUCAUCAGGAGGAUGAUGCACUUUUUAAAAAUGUUAAUAUUCUAGCAAAGCAAUGUCGGCAAAGUACAUUCAAUGGCGGUUGCAGUUCACAGCUGCAAUAGUUCUUGUCAGAAGGUUAUAUGAAAUAUAUCCUGCAUUGAUUUCAGGAAGCUUUGCCAAUUUGCAAAAUACUUUUGCAGUGUUCUAUUGUGUAGUAGGUAGUAUUAUGACUUGAAAACAUCUCACAUACUGUACUGUUCAGCAGACUUUUAAGUUAAAUUAUUAAUUGAGCACACAAAAUGUAGUUUGAAUACUUGUGUGUGUGUGUGUGUGUGUGUGUG